GCUAGGUUGUGUGCCCCUCGCAUUCAGAGCUUAACACACCUCUCUCUUCGUGUCUCUCAUUCUUAUAACUCCAUGGCUGAGGUUAGCAGCGGCCAAGAUGUGCCCGGAAUUAAGCUUUUUGGGGCAACCAUUACAUUGCAGAACAAACAAGUAGUAGUUAAGGAUGAUCGUCAUCAUCAGCAGGCUAAGAAAGCCGACGACGUUCAUGACCAAACGGUGGAGAUGAAGAGGCCAGAGAAGAUCAUACCAUGCCCAAGAUGCAAGAGCAUGGAGACCAAGUUUUGUUACUUCAAUAACUACAACGUAAACCAGCCUAGACACUUCUGCAAGGGCUGCCAGAGGUACUGGACGGCCGGUGGGGCUCUACGGAACGUGCCAGUGGGAUCCGGCCGUCGGAAAACUAAGCCUCCGUGCCGGGAGUUGGUUGGUUUCCCGGAGGCUUGUUUGUAUGAGGGUUCAGAGGUGGUGCACCGGUUUGAGCUGGAAGGGGUGGUGGAGGAGUGGCACGUGGCGGCGGUACAGGACGAUUUCCGACAUGUUUAUCCGGUGGUGAAGCGGCGGAGGAGUGGCUCAGGUGGUCAAACAUGCAGCUGAUCAUUUCCUGCUGAUAUUUUUCUUCAUUGUGUAUUUUAGUAUUUCAUGAAUAUGAAAUUAACCAAUAUAAUAUGUGCUUUGUUAGCCUAAUGUAAGGGUGCAUAUAUACAAGUGGUGAAAUGGGUAUUUCGUAAUCAA
Argentina anserina (silverweed cinquefoil) is the source of this 732-nucleotide messenger RNA. RefSeq names its product cyclic dof factor 4. The coding region runs from base 73 to 594 and encodes 173 amino acids. Gene Ontology annotation, biological process: regulation of DNA-templated transcription. The record is from RefSeq and is a predicted model, not a curated record. Lineage: Eukaryota; Viridiplantae; Streptophyta; Magnoliopsida; Rosales; Rosaceae. The transcript has a single exon. Gene Ontology annotation, molecular function: DNA-binding transcription factor activity; DNA binding.